Molecule: messenger RNA, 1773 nt
Organism: Dermacentor silvarum
Lineage: Eukaryota; Metazoa; Arthropoda; Arachnida; Ixodida; Ixodidae
Product: membrane metallo-endopeptidase-like 1
Exons: 14
Coding region: 146-1264 (372 amino acids)
Biological process (GO): protein processing
Cellular component (GO): plasma membrane
Molecular function (GO): metalloendopeptidase activity
Source: RefSeq, a predicted model, not a curated record
GGUCAAGUGGGAGCAGCUGCUGAGUGCCUACUUCCAUGGCCACUCUAUCGGCCAGGACACUCCCGUGCUGAUAGUGCAGCCACACUACUUCAGCGGCCUGAGCCAGAUCAUCUCGACCACCGACACCACUACACUGAACCACUACAUGAUGUGGCGCUUGGUGAUGAAGUAUGCACCGCACCUGGACAAGACCGUGAGGUCUCAGUAUUUUCGUUUCCAGCAGCACAUUUUUGGGGCUCCAGACGAUGAGCCAGAGGAAGAGUGGUGGGAGCAGUGCACCCGACACACGAGCCACUACCUGCGCCAUGCUGUGGGCUACCUGUACGCCACCAAGACAGCUGGCAGCCGGGUGCAAGACACCAUAAAACAGGCGGAGGCCCUCGCUCAACGAGUGAAGAAGGCGGCCAUUGAGAGUGUGGCUGAGGUCGCAUGGCUGCCCGAGAAGGGUGCACUUCGAGAAAAGCUGUCCAGCUUGGAUUUCCGUGUAGGCUAUGCUUUCAAGGACAAGCCACAACAGCUGGACCGCUUCUACUUGGACCUCAUUGUCAAGCUGGGCUCACACCUGGAGAAUGUGUUUGAGGCUGAGCGUUUCCUAGGACGCAAGAAGGCCCUGAUGCUCAAUGACCAAGCACACCUGACUGAAGAGACGGCUGAAGAUGAAGCGUGGACCAUCUCGGCAGUUGACACCCAUCCCAUAUAUAACCAAGAGCUGAACACAAUUGUGGUGCCCUUGGCAGCAUUGCAGCAGCCAGUCUUCUCUCUGGAUGAACACCCGGCAUUGCAGUAUGGCUCCUUUGGGAGCCUGAUGGGCCGCCUGGUCUUCGAGUGCCUCCGUCAGGAAGACGAGAGCCUGUUCCGCAACAAUGUGACACGUGCCAGUCUGCGGGAGAAGCUGCGCUGCUUGGCCCACAGGUAUCCGGCUUUGGACACAACUUUGCCGGUCAAUGGUCCCCUGGUUGCUCCUGAGGCACUAGCCGACCUUGCUGGCAUCACAGCUGCCUUCAGGGCUUUUGAAUCCGAGACGCACGUCAAGGAGAAGCUUCCAGGGAUGGAGUGGACCCCGGAACAGCUGUUUUUCAUUGGCUAUGUGCAGUCCAUGUGUGAAGAGGUGUCUUUAAGAAGAUUACACAUCUGGAGUCUUGUCAGCAAAUCGGCACCUAAAAAGCUCAGGGUACUCCAGGCACUGCAGCAGUCACCCGAAUUUGGCCGAACAUUUGACUGCAACGCUGAAGAGUGGCAGUCCCACAUCUGCCAUGCAUGGUGACCAUCUGCCAUGCAUCUAGGCAGCUCACUGAGGCACAAAUAACCAUGGCAGCGGCAAGCCAGGGGCACCGAUACUCCCAGGAGCAGCUGGUUUGCAUUGGGCAUGGUGUGUCUAUUCGCAUGUGCCUUCGGUGCAACUGUGAGCCACUGGUGCUUUGGGAAGCCAGACGACGGGCACAUCACAACAGGAGACACCUCACACAAUGCAGACUAGCUUCUUGUAGCAGUUGCAACUCAGCAAGCUGCUCUUGGAACAAAUGCAGCUAACACUGCUGGGUGUCCACAGCAGUGCAGUUCACAGUUGGAAUGACUGUAGGUAGUAGUGUAUGUGUGAACUUUACUUACAUUGGGCUGAGGUGGUAUGCAUGUAUGUGUAUGCGUGUUUGUAGGCAUGUGAACUUUUGGCAUUUGAAAUGUCUUGUACAAAGCUCCAUUCCAAGUUUCGGCCUCAUGUUUCUGUUAAGAACCACAACAGAAUAAAUGCUUCAACAGUAUCAUCACUUUCAUGGA